Cloeon dipterum is the source of this 588-nucleotide messenger RNA. Its product is annotated as putative ankyrin repeat protein RF_0381. The coding region runs from base 1 to 588 and encodes 195 amino acids. Gene Ontology annotation, biological process: positive regulation of transcription by RNA polymerase II. Gene Ontology annotation, molecular function: transcription cis-regulatory region binding; protein binding. The transcript has a single exon. The record is from RefSeq and is a predicted model, not a curated record. NCBI's taxonomy places the organism in Eukaryota, Metazoa, Arthropoda, Insecta, Ephemeroptera, Baetidae. Gene Ontology annotation, cellular component: nucleus.
AUGAAUGCCCUUCACUUCGCAGCGAAUCACGCCGAUUUGAAAAUGUGCGAGUGGCUGUGCGAAAAGAACGUCGACGCGCUGGUCCUGAAUCAUGAUGAGCGGGGAAACACGGUUCUUCACUUCGCCGCAAAGAACAAAAUGUUUGGAAAAACGCUCGUCCCUUUUUUAGUUUCCAAGGGGGUGAAUGUGAAUUUGAAAAACAAUAACUCACACUCGGCCUUUUGCGUUGCCCUCCACACGGAAAACAUCGCCGCUGCUGAGGAAUUGCUCAAGGCCGGCGCAGACAUGGAUAUCAAUCUGGAGAGCGGCGACAAUAACGCCCUGCACUUCUGCACUCGUAAUAAUAAACUGCUGAGUGCUAAAUUCGUGGUGGGAUUAAAUAAACGGCUGAUCAAGGAGGACUUCCAAGGCAUCACUAUCCUUCACAUGGCGGCGCAAACGGCGGAUUUGCAGUUUUGCAAAUUUCUGGUCGAAAAUGGGGCCGAUGUUCAUGCCAAAGACUUUCUUGGUCGUUCGGUUUUGGUUUAUGUUCCGCGAAAACAAAAGGAAAAGAGAAACUACUUCCUCUCCCUGGGAGUUAGAUGUUAA